Messenger RNA from Mya arenaria, 3158 nucleotides. Its product is annotated as RNA cytosine-C(5)-methyltransferase NSUN2-like. Gene Ontology annotation, biological process: tRNA methylation. The record is from RefSeq and is a predicted model, not a curated record. Lineage: Eukaryota; Metazoa; Mollusca; Bivalvia; Myida; Myidae. Gene Ontology annotation, cellular component: cytoplasm; nucleus. The transcript has 22 exons. Gene Ontology annotation, molecular function: tRNA (cytidine-N5)-methyltransferase activity; tRNA binding. Bases 91 to 2265 code for a protein of 724 amino acids.
CUAUGUAACGGUCUCUACCAAAAUUUCUUGCCGCAUCCGGCUCCUCAAUUGCAUUGUUUUCCUAUAAUUUACUAAAAUUAAAAAAUCAACAUGCCACAGAAACCAAAGAAGAAGCCUCCACCAUCGGCGAGCUCCUAUGAAAACAUCACAUUUGCUAAUGCAGAGACUCAAAUGUCACAGUUUGUUAAGUAUUACAAGGGAAUCGGAUUGGUUGGAGAAGAAGAGUGGAAGCAUUUUUUACAGUCUCUCUUCAAUGAGCUGCCUCUGUCCUUCCGUAUAUCAGCCCGUACUCGCAGGUGUAACAACAUCUACGAUGGAAGGCCAGGCGUUCUCAGUGAAGCGGAGGUAUUGCGUGAGUAUCUGAAGAAUGAGAUCAUUACUAAGCUCUCUGGAGUGGAGGUAGAUGGCGAACCAUUCCAGAUCAAGUCUAUACCCUGGUAUCCAAACCAGAUGGGAUGGAAAGCAAGCACAGACUUCAAAAUGCUAUCACAGUCUUCAGAACUCAAACCAAUUGCUGAGUUCUUGUUCAGUGAGGAGAAAGGGUUGACGUUAUUUAACCAGGAUUUGACCAGCAUGAUUCCACCCCUGCUUGUGGAUGUUCUACCGCAGCAUAAGGUGUUGGAGCUUCACUGCGGGGUAGGUCAUCAGACGGCCCAGAUCAUGGAGCUACUAUAUGCCAAUCCGAAGAAAAUGCCAGAUGGUUUUCUGGUGGCCAAUGAUAAAGACAGAAGCCGAACCCAGUAUCGCAUCAAUCAAGGAACAAACAUCUUAUACACACACCACCCAGCUGAGACCUUCCCAGACCUGUACCUUACUCCUGAGCAUGACCAAGACAGCAAAGUCCUGUAUGAUCGCAUCUUCCUGGAUGGAGCGUCAUCGAAUGAUGGUUCAUUGAGGUCAAACCCUAAACUGAGGAUUGGCUGGUCGAUAACAAAUGCUCAGAAAAAUCAUACUGAGUUGAAGAAACAGGUACGACGAGCUUUGGAGCUACUGGAGAUCAACGGACAGCUAGUUUACUCCACCCAGUCAAUGAACCCACUGGAAAAUGAGGCUGUUGUGGCUGCCAUCAUGAGUGAGGCACCAGGUGCACUCAAGCUAGUGGAUGUGAAGAACAAGCUCCCCAGUUUUCACAUCCGCCAGGGCAUGACACAAUGGAAGGUGAUGAGCCAGGGCCUGGUGUUCUACGACAAGUUUGAUGACGCCCCGGCCUGGUACCAGAAGGAGAAUGAGCGCUCUCUCUUCCCGCCGGACAACAUUGGUGCUCUCAACAUUGAGAAAUGUCUUCGUGUGCUGCCGCAUGACAAUGACACCGGUGCCUUUUUUGUGGCUGUCUUCAUGAAGAUGGGGGACCUACCCUGGGUCAAGGAAGAGGCAGAAGAGGCUAAGGUGAAGAUGGAGACUGACGAAGCUGGUGGAAUGGCUGAUGGCGAUGCCAAGAAGGAAGAAGACAAACCGAAAUAUCUGACUCCACUGAGAUGUGACGUGAAUGUGUCCGUGACUGAGAUCGAGUGGACCACGGAAAUCACAGACGAACAGCUGAACACACGCACUGAUACAGAGGUGUCCAACUUUGGACUCCCGGAGAUUAAUAUUUCCAAAUGUUGUAUCCCGCUAAGCCUGCAGAGGAAGAUGAAAGCUGAACGUAGCGGCUACAAAGAGAUCACUGAGGAUAAUCCAGACUGGGCGAAAAUAAAGGACCGGUUUGACAUCAAGAAGUUUGACCCCGUUCCCUACAUGCUUCAGUAUGAUGAGGACGGACAAACGAACGCUAUGUACUACUUUUGUAGUCCCGACAUCAAGAAGCUCAUACUUUAUAAUAAGGAUGCUGUGAUGUCGAGGAAAUCUGCUGGAGGAUUGACCUUUAUGAAAGGAUGUCUAAACACCUGUCAAGACCUCUACCCUGGGGCUGUUCUUCCACUGAUGCCGUACAUCAACAAGCGACUGUUGAGUGUCCCCAAAUCGGACCUUGUUCUUAUGCUGGAGAAUAAAGAAGUCCUGUUCGAUAAAUUCUCCGACAAAGUUAAGGCCACUCUGGAAGGGAUGAAAGAUGAGACUGGUUACAUGUACUUCUACUAUGAACCGAAGGGAAAGAACGCCGAUCCACGGUGUACCAUCAUCAUAAAGCGCGAGAAGUUUGAUUCGUUCGUCAAGAAAACCUUCAGCCCCUACUCCAACGAUGAUAAACAUAAUCUGAGGCUCUGUGGAAUCACCUCCGAUGAGGAGGAAGGCCAGGAAAACAUGCAAGUGGACGGAGUUGCAGAAUAGCUACUUGGUUGAAUACCUUCACAUCUCAUCACAUUGACCAUCAACUUGCAAAAGAUUUCAACAUCCUGAUUUCAAAGUUGUCUGAAUAAUUGCCUACGGUUCAUUUCUAUGAUGUUGAUGAUCACAAAUUAAGUCAUGAACUUUGCCAUAUCUCUGAAAUUAACCAUGAAAAGUGAUUUGUGCAGUUUCAAGAGACUGUAUUAGAAACCAGAUAAACUGAUAUUUUAUGACAUUAGUCGUUAAAAAAAUCCUUACUCCAUGAAAUCAAUAUCUUACCAUAAGCUUUAUGUAAAGAAAAGCUGUGUUUUUUAGUUUCAUCUAGCCUGACUUGGUGAAUAGUUAUAGAACUGGAACUCAUAUCAUUAAGAUCACAGAACAAUUGACCGAUUGAUAAUAAUUUUGUUUUAGAAAUUUAAAAUGUAUUAGCAUCUUUAUAUAAUAAUGUCUUUGCUUUGAGCGAUGAGUUAAAAAAAAGAAGACAUUUUUAUCCUGUUACUGUUUGAAAUUUAUCAUACUGUAAUGACUUUUUAUUGUCCAAUCAAAUUUUAUUAUAUAUUUACCAUAUCUGUAAUAAAAUGAAGCUGUAUUCAAACCACACUUUGAAGUAGAGAGUUUUAACUUCUUUUACGUCAAUGUUAGAUGUUGUGAAUUGUGAAAAAUGUACAUUUUUUCCCUUUUCUGUUCCUGUUUCAGAAAAACAAUCAUGAGUAAUUAAGGAUAAAUACAAGGUAAAUGGCAGUACAUUCUACUGUUCCCUUUUCAAUUAACAAUUUCUGGAAAAGUGACCUAAAAAAAAAUUGUGAACUUUCAACUUGGAAUGUAAUAUUCAUGUAACACUGUUGUCAUUCUUUUGUAAUAUCAGCAAAUUUUCAUAAUAAAAUAACUGAUCAAAA